Messenger RNA from Sitodiplosis mosellana (orange wheat blossom midge), 897 nucleotides. Its product is annotated as putative ankyrin repeat protein RP714. Gene Ontology annotation, cellular component: nucleus. The transcript has 8 exons. Gene Ontology annotation, biological process: regulation of gene expression. Bases 274 to 765 code for a protein of 163 amino acids. Gene Ontology annotation, molecular function: protein binding. The record is from RefSeq and is a predicted model, not a curated record. Lineage: Eukaryota; Metazoa; Arthropoda; Insecta; Diptera; Cecidomyiidae.
UUUUAUCCCAUCGAUCGGUGUUAUUGUUCAGGUCAUAAGAGUGUCGCCGAACUUCUCAUCCGCAAAGGAGCCAAUCUUGAUAGUGAAACUAGAACGAAAGAGACACCUCUUCAUUGUGCUGCUUCCCAUGGUCACGGAGGUGUCGCUGAUGUGCUUCUCAAGAAUGGAGCUAACGCUAAUAUUGGAAAUAAUUUGAAUACCACAGCUCUUCAUUUAGCUGCUGACUAUGGUCACAAAAAUGUCGCCAAGGUUCUCCUCAACAGAGGCGCCAGUAUGGAUAUCAUGAAUAAUUUCAAUAAUACACCUCUUCAUUUGGCAGCUAAGAAUGGUCACGGAGGUGUCGCUGAUGUGCUUCUCAAGAAUGGAGCUAAUGCUGAUAUUGGAGAUAAUUCGAAUUCUACAGCUCUUCAUUUAGCUGCUUCCAAAGGUCACAAAAAUGUCGCCGAGGUUCUCCUCAACAGAGGCGCCAAUAUGGAUAUUAUGAAUCAUGUUAAUCAAACACCUCUUCAUCAUGCUGUUAGAAAUGGUCACGAAAAUGUUGCUGAACUUCUCAUCAACAAAGGCGCCAAUAUGGAUAUCAUGAAUAAUUUUAAUAAUACACCUCUUCAUCAUGCUGCUAGAUAUGGUCGAAAGAAUGUUGCUGAACUUCUCAUCAAAAAAGGAGCCAAAGUUGAUAUUAGAAAUCUUGAAAAUCUAACACCUCGUCAGUUAGCUGUUAGGCAUGGUCACAAUAAUGUCGCCAACCUUUUAAUCCAGAGGGAUUGAAAAUUUUGACACAUAGACACUAGCGCUGCAGUUUGCUUGUCAGUUGGUCAGCUGCACAACUAACAAUCAUGCUGGUGGAGCAGCCACACAAAAACUGGAUCAGUCAUAUAUUUCUGAUUAAUUUUUUUUUAC